CGAAAUCAUUAUCUUUUUAUAGGAUGUUGGAUGAGCAACAAGUAUCCGUGUUGAUUACUCAUAGUGAUCAUCGUUGGACGCAGUUGUGGGUUCCAGGAGAAGAGAAACCGCGAAGAUUGUUUUCCAUUCAGUCGGUGGCUCCUGGUUGUCUAUCUUUGUGUCGCUUGCAUACGGGUUAUCACUUUACUUGUAAAAAGGAUUCCGUUCAGUCUACUCAAACAGCAACCGUUGAAGCUAGUCCUGGUUCUUUUGAGUUUUUCUCAUUGCAAAAGGAAAGUUCAGAAUUUAAGUGCUCUGCACCUGAAGGGCUUGUCGUAUUCAAAUACAGUUUUACUGGUCGAUAUUUAUUGGGAGGUGAUGUAUUUGGCAGACUGUAUAUUUGGGAAGUUUCUAGUGGAGUAUUAUUAGGUAUAUGGGUUGCCCACUGGAGAGCCCUAUCGGAUAUUUGCUUUGCAGAUGAUGGCAUUGUAUUUGUGACAGCUAGUGAAGAUGGUACCUUGAAAAGUUGGUCAUUAUUACAGUUGACCCAAUUAUCUUUAUAUUCUAUUCAUGAAAAUAGAAAACCUAUUCCACUGGCAACCUUUAGAGGUCAUACUAUGCCAGUGACCAACGUUUGUUGUGGUAAAUAUGCUUUGAGAGAUUGGAUAUUUAGUUGUAGUUUAGAUUGUACUGUAAGAGUAUGGAAACUUUCUUCAGGUGAAUGGUUACAUACUUAUUCACUUGUGUAUCCACUUACCUGUUUGACUAUGCAUCAUCAUGAAGCCGUCUUAUUUGUGGGUACUCGUGAUGGAAAGAUAUAUCAAGUAUCGAUUUACUUGCCUCUCAAAAGUAAUCCUAGUAGCUCUUGUGCUGUACAAUUAUUAAAAAAGGAACAUUCAACUCAAGUUACUUGCUUGCGUUGGAUACCACAACAUGGAGAAAGGAAAGGAUUAUUGUUAAGUGCUAGUGAAGACCAAAGUAUUCAUGUAUAUGAUUAUACAAGACAUGAGAUGAUACAAAUGUACAACAAAAUGUUGGGAAAAGUGAGCAAUAUGGAAAUAGUUGAACAGGCUUCAUCACAUUUUACAACGACGAUGAUGAUGAAUAUAGAUCGAUGGAAUAUUCGAUUGAAGCGUAUUCCUAUUUCUUCAGAGUCAACGAGUGAGCUCAAGUCUAUAUGGGCUUGUUAUGAACCAAAGAAGUAUGUGAAGAGUCAUGAAGAAGUAGAAGAAGACAAGCCCUAUUGGAUGAUGAAGAGUGACCAAAGGAUAGAGAUACAACAAUUAUUCAAAUAUUAUGAUCAUUGUAUACAUGAACGUACGAUAAAUGAUGGUACAUGGAAAAAGGAUCAUUGGAAAAUAGAAUAAACACAAUCACAUAUCUUUGGAAAUGCAGAUUUCAUGUAAUGCCAUUGUAAAUGGUAAGGAUGAUCGACAUCAUUUUGUUAUG
Messenger RNA from Galdieria sulphuraria, 1428 nucleotides. RefSeq lists its product as uncharacterized. Gene Ontology annotation, cellular component: nuclear pre-replicative complex. Bases 24 to 1346 code for a protein of 440 amino acids. The record is from RefSeq and is a predicted model, not a curated record. The transcript has 3 exons. Lineage: Eukaryota; Rhodophyta; Bangiophyceae; Galdieriales; Galdieriaceae. Gene Ontology annotation, molecular function: protein binding. Gene Ontology annotation, biological process: DNA-templated DNA replication; rRNA processing.